Messenger RNA from Paramecium primaurelia, 976 nucleotides. Lineage: Eukaryota; Ciliophora; Oligohymenophorea; Peniculida; Parameciidae. The record is from the annotation of a GenBank genome assembly.
AUGUCCAAAACAAUAUUAGCAUUGGGAACUAUAGCUUUAAUUGGAGCCCUUUUAAUGGCUAAUUAACCUUAAUCAGUUGAUUAUGUUUCUAAGUUUGAAACAUUUAAAUAGAAAUUUGGAAAGAGAUAUGGAGCAACAGAAUAAGCAUACAGAUUAGCUGUGUACACCUAAAACUUAUUAUAUGCUGAAGCUUAUAAUUUAUCAAAGGGAAAGAGAGUAUUUGGAGAAACUAUCUUUUUCGAUUUAACAUAAGAAGAAUUUGCAUAAAUAUAUCUAACAGCCAAAGUAACUGAGGAAGACUUGAAUGUGGAAAGAGUAUCUGCUAGAUCAAACAACCUUAAAGCAUCAAUUGAUUGGAGUACUUAAGGUGCUGUAACUCCAGUUAAAGAUUAAGGAUAAUGUGGUUCUUGUUGGACUUUCAGUACUACAGGUGUCUUAGAAAGUUUCUUUUAUCUUACAACAGGAGAAUUACCAGUGUUAUCAGAAUAACAAUUAUUAGAUUGUUCAACAAUUGUCGAUUUUAACUUAGGUUGCGAUGGUGGUUUACCUGCUAGAGCAUUGAACUAUGUUAAAAGAAAUGGUAUUACUACAGGUGCAGCUUAUCCAUAUGUAAUUAAUAUUUAUAAUUUAGACUGCUGUUUAAGGAUCAUGCAGAAUCAAGGGAGGUGCUUAUCAUAUUAAAGGAUCUUAAACUUUAGCAAAAGAUGAAUAAACAUUAGUGACAUAUUUAAAUAAAGGACCAGUUUCAGUAGGAGUAGAUGCCACUAAUUGGUAAUAUUAUGAUCCAAAGGUUGAAAGAGUAUUCAGUGAUUGUGAUACUAAAAUGAAUCAUGUAGUAUUAGCAGUUGGAUAUGAUGAAUAAGCAUUCAAGAUUAAGAAUUCUUGGUCAACUGAUUGGGGAGUCAAAGGUUAUAUCUUUUUGGCCAGAGGAUAAAAUACUUGUGGUAUCUAUGAUACAAAUGUUGUUCCAAUUUGA